Molecule: messenger RNA, 1638 nt
Organism: Theileria annulata
Lineage: Eukaryota; Apicomplexa; Aconoidasida; Piroplasmida; Theileriidae
Product: ATP synthase alpha chain heart isoform, mitochondrial precursor, putative
Exons: 6
Coding region: 1-1638 (545 amino acids)
Biological process (GO): proton motive force-driven ATP synthesis; proton transmembrane transport
Molecular function (GO): proton-transporting ATP synthase activity, rotational mechanism; ATP binding; ADP binding
Source: RefSeq, a predicted model, not a curated record
AUGAGUUAUAUUAACAGGAUAGCAAAACUGGUGAUACCAAAAUGUAAGUUACAAACCCGAAUAUCAACUGGAUUCUCCCAAGGUUUAAGGUCAUUUAGCACUACUAAAGUAUCACCGGCUGAAAUUUCAAAAUUACUACAAAAUAGAAUUGCUGGAUGGGAUUCUCAGAAAGAUGUGAGGGAUGUUGGACAUGUAAUAAAUGUUGGUGACGGUAUCGCCCGUAUUUAUGGCUUAAAGGAAGUAAAGGCAGGUGAACUUGUUAUGUUCUCCUCAGGUGUCGCUGGUAUGGCUCUUAAUCUCGAAACCGAUAAUAUUGGUGUUGUUGUAUUCGGUGAUGAUAGGAGUAUAUUGGAGGGUGAUACUGUAACACGUACAAAUCGUAUCUUAGAUGUACCAGUUGGUCCUGAAUUAUUAGGUCGUGUUGUAGACGCAUUAGGGCGUCCAAUUGAUGGAAAAGGUGACCUUGUUACUAAGGAGACAAGUCGUGUUGAGGUUCCAGCCCCAGGAAUUAUUGACCGCAGAAGUGUUCACGAGCCGAUGACGACGGGCAUGAAAUGUGUUGAUUCACUUGUUCCAAUUGGCCGAGGCCAACGUGAACUUAUUAUUGGUGAUAGGCAAACCGGAAAAACAGCUUUGGCCGUCGAUACUAUAUUGAAUCAACGUCUAGUGAAUGAAGGUUUAGAAGAAAAUAAGAGAUUAUAUUGUAUUUAUGUGGCGAUUGGACAAAAGAGAUCAACUGUAGCUAGAAUAUUAAAGACUUUGGAGGAUAAUGAUGCUCUUAAAUACACUAUUGUUGUUGCUGCUACUGCUUCCGAUCCCGCUCCAUUGCAAUUUCUAGCUCCUUUUACUGGUUGUAGUAUGGGCGAGUGGUUUCGUAAUAACAAGAAGCAUUGUGUUAUUAUUUACGACGAUUUAUCUAAGCAGGCGACUGCUUAUAGACAAAUGUCUUUACUAUUAAGAAGGCCACCAGGACGUGAGGCUUAUCCAGGUGAUAUAUUUUACUUGCAUUCACGUUUAUUGGAACGCGCUGCCAAGAUGAGUGACGCUAAGGGUUCUGGCUCUCUCACUGCUCUGCCUAUCAUUGAAACCCAAGCAGGUGACGUCUCGGCGUAUAUUCCAACUAAUGUCAUUUCUAUUACUGAUGGACAGAUUUUCCUAGAAUCUGAACUUUUCUAUAAAGGGAUAAGACCUGCAAUAAAUGUUGGAUUAUCAGUGUCCAGAGUAGGGUCAGCAGCACAAUCAAAAGCCAUGAAACAGGUUUCUGGUACCAUGAAGCUGGAUUUGGCACAGUUUAGAGAAAUUCAAGCCUUUUCACAAUUCGGCUCUGAUUUGGAUGCCAGUACACAACAACUGUUGACCCGAGGCACUCUACUAACUGAACUUUUGAAGCAGAAACAAUAUGCUCCAUUGUCAGUUCCACUCCAAAUUUGCGUAAUUUACGGAGGAGUCAACGGUUUGCUAGACAAACUCGACCCCAAGCUUGUGGGAAAAUACGAGGAACAACUACUCGAACACCUCACAAGUCAACAUUCAGAUUUGUUGUCUACGCUUGAGAAGGAAGGAGUUUUAAGUCCGGAAACUGAAGCUAAACUAAAAUCAACACUUGAACACUUUGUAGAUAAUUUCAAUAAAUCCUAA